AUGCAGCUGCCGACGGUUCUCUCACUGGCUCUCACCAUGGUCUCUCUUGGUGCCUUCGUCCAGGGCAGACCGCUCCCCUGCCCAGAUGAGAAGCGCGAUGACAUCCUCAACGGCAAGGCCAGCCCCGAGAUCUGCUGCUCGUACGGCAUCUGCAAAGGCGAUGUCGUGGUCACUAGCGGCUGA
Colletotrichum higginsianum IMI 349063 is the source of this 183-nucleotide messenger RNA. RefSeq lists its product as uncharacterized. The transcript has 2 exons. The coding region runs from base 1 to 183 and encodes 60 amino acids. The record is from RefSeq and is a predicted model, not a curated record. NCBI's taxonomy places the organism in Eukaryota, Fungi, Ascomycota, Sordariomycetes, Glomerellales, Glomerellaceae.